Molecule: messenger RNA, 2034 nt
Organism: Adineta steineri
Lineage: Eukaryota; Metazoa; Rotifera; Eurotatoria; Adinetida; Adinetidae
Source: the annotation of a GenBank genome assembly
AUGUUUUGGACAUUCUUUAUUAGUUUUCUUCUCAUCAUUACAACAUCGUCAUCUCAUAUUGAUAUUAAUGAUGAAAAUAAACCAAUAAUCGAAGCAUUAAAUACGAAUGUAACAGUAACUAGUGGACAUAAAGCAAUAUUAAUAUGUACAUUCGAUAGUACAAAUAACGAUCUAUCACUUUCAUCAUCACAUCAAUUAAUAUGGAUUCGACAGAAUUAUGAAUCAAAUAAUGCUGAUUCAUUACUAGCACAUAAUCAAGAUUUAUUAAUAUCUGAUUAUCGUUUAAUUGUUCAACGUACGGAUACAUUUUAUUCAUUAACAAUAACUGAUGUUAAUAUUGAUGAUGAAGGAAUAUAUGCCUGUGAAGUCAAUACUCAACCACCACAAAAAGCAUUCGUUCAUCUAUAUGUUCAAGGUAUAGUUUAUAAUUUAUUAAGUGAAUCUUCUUUUUUCUUCUUCUUCUUUUUUUUCUUCUUCUUCUUUUUUUUCUUCUUCUAUAAAUGCAUGAUCAUAGUCUGCACCUGCUAGGAUGAAUAUGAGAUUUUUAAACGGAAAUCAUGAUUCCGGCAUGAUGCGCCUAUAUAUGUGUUUAAUGUCUAUUCUAACUGUCAAAGUUAAGCAUCACGCUCGAAUUGGGAUGAUCAACACAUUUCUAACUGUGAUCAUAUAUAUAUAUAUAGUAUUUAUCGGAAUUGUUUAUAAUAGAAAGCAAGAGAAAAUGUGAAUGAUUCUUCGUUUAAGUGAAUGCCAGACGAAUCGAAGAUGAAAUGAAGGCGAAAGAAUAUAUGUGUGCGUGCUGCUACUUAAUGUAUUUAAUGUUAUGGUGGUUAGUACAAUAGAGAUGAAGAAAAUCGGUAAAUGAUGAUGAUCAGGAGCUCUGGCAAAUAUAUAUGCAGAAGUGAACUGAACCGAGAGAGUAUGUUUAUAUUUGAACGAGUGAUGACAUUUUGUUGUCUACAUAUAUAUAUAUAUAUGAAACAGAAAUAGAGACAUACACAUACGGAAUUGCUUUUCAACGCCUUUCUUUACUAAUAUAACGUGCGACGACUAUCAGCGUGUCCUUUUGUUCGUCGUCAGUCAUUAUAUAUUGCUUAGAAGAUCUUAAUUUUGAUGCUCAGCUGAUAGACAUGCACGCUAGUGAUGAUGUGCGCGAUCAAUUAAGAUCUGUUAGCGCGUGAUUUGAUCUAGAUACACAUAUAUAUGUGAAAAAGACAAAGACAAUAUGGAAAUUGUCGUGAUUUUAGAAUGAUAAUUAGUUGUAUUUUUGUCUAAUCUCGAUUCGAAUAAAAUAAAACGAGAUAAAAAUCAGUAUGUUACACCUAUGUCGUGUUGUUAGUUUUUAAUAAUAUAAAGUAUUAUUGUCUAUGAAUUUUACCAUCCCGAAGUAUUGGGAAAAGGAAAUUAACUGUACAUUCUGUUCUACAUGAUAUGUAUAAUAAAAAGAUAGAAUUAGUCAGAUAUAAUCAUACGAAAAAAAGCAAAUAUUUAAAUUCAUAUGUAAUAUGAUAAUUUGUAUUAAUUACGAUUACAUACGACUUUUGUUUUUAAAUAUAUUGCUAAUCGUUGUUAAAGAAUCAAUUAUACGAGAAUGAUUGCAUUAAUAUACAUAAUCUAGUAAUUAUGAUAGAAUAAAUACGACAUGAGUUAAUAAUUUAUCUAAUACACAUAUGUACUUGAUAAGUGCAUAUAGCAAACUAUCGAAGUUCGGUAAAUAGUUUUGAAUUAUAUUCUCGUAAUUUUUGUUUGUAUAAAGCGAAAUGGUUUUAAUUGAUAAAAUAUAUUGAUAAAUUUUGUUAUAUAUGUUAUUUUCAAAUGGCAAAAUUUUUGUUUAAUUCUUUUGUAUAUUUGUUAUAUAUACUUUGAGUUUAAAAUCACAAUUAGAAUAAAAAGCAUUGAUUCGUCGAGGAUUUUAAAUUUAAAUUAUUAUGUAACAUGUUUGCUCAUAAUAUUUACCUGGAUACGUCAAAAAAAAUAAUUGUUUUGUUUAUCUUUGUCAAUUGUAAUCGCGUGACAGAAAUCCAAAUAGUCAUGCUU